AUGCUGACCACUUCCCUCGACCUGGACAAGGACGGCGUUCAAAAAGGUUACAUCGAUGUUCCCGUUUCGCUGGAUCUGAGUGCCUGGUCCAACCAGCGUGUGCCGAUUUACAGUUUCAAGAACGCACAAGGCCCGUCUCUCCUGUUGCUCGGGGGCGCACACGGAGACGAAUUCGAAGCACCUGUCGUCCUGUCGAACCUUGCCAAUGGCGGGAUCGAUGCGGCGAACAUCCACGGACAAGUCAUAAUCGUUCCGGCAUUGAAUCUACCUGCUGUGAUGAACGGGUCGCGGUUGUCGCCACUCGAUGGCGGCAACAUGAACAGGGCCUUUCCGGGAAACCCGCGCGGCUCGGCAACGGAACGCAUUGCUGACUUCGUGAGCCGUGAAUUGAUUUCCAGGGCUGACGUGGUGCUCGAUCUGCAUUCAGGUGGCCGAUCGCUCAGGUUCCUGCCGUCAACAAUUGUGCCGAUGCAGACUACGGAAACCGCGACCGGUGAAAUCCGUGCACUUGCUGCAGCGUUUGAUGCCCCGCUCACGGUCAUCCUGCGAGAGCCGCAGGUGGAGACUAUGAUCGAUACCGAGGUGGAACUGCAGGGCAAACGGAUAUUGGCCACAGAACUCGGCGGGUCGGGAACGCUGUCGCAAGAGACACUGCUUGUGACACGAAAGGGUAUUGACGGUGUGAUGCGGCACAUGGGGCUCGUGGCGGGCCCGGACAACUGCGAUACAACGCAGUGUUCAAAAACGGUGCUCGUCGACGGUUUUCAUCACUAUGUAUACGCCGACGAUGCGGGCAUUUUCGAGCCUCUAGCCGGACUGGGAGAUCGCGUUCGGGAAGGUGAUGCCGUCGGCAGACUUCAUCUGGUCGACAGGGCCGAGACUGCGCCUGUGGCGGUGAAGGCGCGAACCACAGGAUUUCUGUUCUGUACAGCAGGUCAGGGGCUUGUCCGCCGGGGCGAUUGCAUAAGUGUCAUCGGCCAUCCGGUUGACUGA
This is a messenger RNA of Effrenium voratum, 993 nucleotides long. Lineage: Eukaryota; Dinophyceae; Suessiales; Symbiodiniaceae. The record is from the annotation of a GenBank genome assembly.